AUGAGGCUGGGCGCCGGUCCCACGCUGCUGCUGACGGCCGUGCUCUGCCUCGCUGCCCCUGCGCAGUCCGCGGUUCUCAACGCCACUGCCCUCGUCUCCUGCGACAGCGCCGCAUGUGCAAACGCUAGCUGGCCGAACGCAUCGCUGCCCGCGGAGUGCGACGCCUGCGGCGCCUCGGCGACGAAGCGCUCUCAACCCGACUGGCCGAGCUUCGUCCUCUUCAUGCUGCUCCUCCUCGCGUCGCCGUUCCUCGUCCGCCUCGCCUUCCGGUACGCGGUGCGAGCGUUCUGCCACGUGCACGACGUCCCGCGUCGACAUCCGUUUUGGGUCGAGGUCGAACCGGAGGCCGACGACGAGGCGCCGCCGAGCCCGAGCAAAUCAGUCAAGGUCGCGCCGCUCUACGAGGAGACGCCCGUGCUACGUUUCGAGCCCGCGACGACGCCUCGGGACCUUCCCGCGCCGACCGCGGCCUGGUCGCCUUCGACGACGAAAACGCCGCGGGACCGCCCCGCGCCCGCCGCGGAGCCGGAGCCCGCGACGACGACGACGCGGGACCGCCCCGCGCCCGCCGCGGAGCCGGAGCCCGCGACGACGACGACGCGGGACCGUCCCGCGCCCGCCGCGGAGCCGGAGCCCGCGACGACGUCCACCGCGAGGCAGCAGGAUCUCGCGAAGAAGUACGCGAAGAAGAUGAUCAAGCAGCGCUACGAGAAGAAGUUCGCCGAGCUCCGGAGAAAACAGGCCGCGGUCGAGGAGCGGCUCCGGCGCGAGCGCGCCUCGCGGGACAAGUGCUCCCAGGCCCUCGACACGGUGAACGACAUCGCGCAAGAGGCGAAAUCGGGCGCGGUCGCGCCCGGGCGCGUCUCGAUGCUCGAGAUGCUGGGAAUCGGAGAGGGCGAGGCCAAGGAGGCGGCGGACGCGGCCGGCGGCGACGCGCAGAAGGCCGAGCUCUCGCUGCUCGCGGGGCUCUUCAAGCCCAAGCCGCGGGCCGAGCCGAAGUCGCCGGAGGCGGAGGCGCCGCGCUCGAGAACCCCGAAGGACCGCUACCGCGCGUGA
This is a messenger RNA of Aureococcus anophagefferens, 1056 nucleotides long. RefSeq lists its product as hypothetical. The record is from RefSeq and is a predicted model, not a curated record. The transcript has a single exon. The coding region runs from base 1 to 1056 and encodes 351 amino acids. Lineage: Eukaryota; Pelagophyceae; Pelagomonadales; Pelagomonadaceae.